Molecule: messenger RNA, 1224 nt
Organism: Hibiscus syriacus
Lineage: Eukaryota; Viridiplantae; Streptophyta; Magnoliopsida; Malvales; Malvaceae
Product: rust resistance kinase Lr10-like
Exons: 3
Coding region: 142-1122 (326 amino acids)
Biological process (GO): protein phosphorylation
Molecular function (GO): protein kinase activity; ATP binding
Source: RefSeq, a predicted model, not a curated record
UAUACCUUGUUCGAGUGUUCAAGCAAAGACAAGGCUUUGUACGAAAGAAACAGAGUCGCUUGCUUAAGCACCUCUGACUCACAAAUCCUAGCUUUUUCUUCUGAUGACUAUUCAUAAUAUGAUAACUUGUUGAACUGCAGCAUGAUCGGCAACUUCUCGGUACCAAUUUCUCCAGAUCCUAUCCGUUUUCAAUUACGCUGGAAUGAACCAGACUGUGGUGAUUGUGAAGCUCAAGGCAAGGGAUGUAGACUGAAGAGCUAUAGCACAAAGGAUCAAACCGAGUGUUUCUACAUCCCAAAGCUCCAUAUAAGUGCACGAGAAAGGCUGAUGAUUACUGGUAUUGUCUUAGGUUCUUUGGUUCUUGCAAUGGUUGUCACUGCAGUUGGCUGGAGAUAUUACACAGAAAAUUUGCAGAAAGAAGGUGAACUCAAGAAUGAAAAGUUUUUGGAAGAUUACAGAGCGUUUAAGCCCUCCAGAUACUCCUAUACUGAUAUUAAAAGGAUAACUGAUCAUUUCAAGGACAAACUUGUACAAGGAGGUUAUGGAACUGUCUUCAAAGGCAGACUUUCCACUGAUAUUUUGGUUGCUGUCAAGGUACUCAAUGAUUUCAAGGGAAAUGGUGAAGAAUUCAUCAAUGAAGUGAGUUCAAUGGGCAGAAUCCACCACGUGAACGUGACUCGCCUGGUUGGAUUUUGUGCCGAUGGAUACAAUCGAGCUCUGGUUUAUGAAUACCUACCCAACGAGUCAUUAGAGAAGUUCAUAUUUGCAGCCAAGUGCGAGGAUCGAUCCCUGAGUUGGGAGAGGCUUGAUGAUAUUGCUCUCGGUGUAGCCAAAGGUAUCGAGUACCUCCAUCAAGGUUGCGAUCAACGAAUCCUCCAUUUCGACAUCAAACCACACAAUAUUCUGCUGGAUCACAAAUUUAACCCUAAGAUCUCUGAUUUUGGCCUUGCUAAAUUGUGCUCCAAGGAACAAAGUGCUAUUUCAAUGACAACUGCAAGAGGAACCAUGGGAUACAUUGCACCUGAGGUACUGUCUCGUAACUUCGGCAAUGUCUUGUAUAGUCUGAUGUUUAUAGUUACGGAAUGUUAUUGCUUGAAAUGGUCAGAGGGAGAAGGAACGUAGAUGUUAAGGUGGAGAAUACAAGCCAAGUGUACUUCCCGGAAUAGGCUUAUAAGUGUUUGGAUAAAGGUGAGGAGUUGAGGAUCAGAAUUGAAGAUGAACAAA